Molecule: messenger RNA, 931 nt
Organism: Dermacentor albipictus
Lineage: Eukaryota; Metazoa; Arthropoda; Arachnida; Ixodida; Ixodidae
Source: RefSeq, a predicted model, not a curated record
UUUGACGCAGUGAGCGCCAUACUGCAGGUUCCCAAUCCGAACGUCAACUUCAGCCUGGCACUAAGCUUGCGCUUCGACUUAUUCAACGAAGCCGAUUUCUCGAAGUUGCAUGCAACCACCUUAUCUCGAAUUGCUUGCACAUCGCACAAGGCUUUCUGGUUUACUACGACAUGCUGGCAUCAUCUGUACAGGAAGGACCCUACUGGUGCUUCGAUACACUACAUCGGUGGUGACAAAUGCGCAUUCGCCGAGAGCAGUGACACAACUGGUGCAGUGAUAUCUUUGGAAACGCGUGCCACAAUACGACACAAGUUUGACGCCGUGAGUGCCAUACUGCAGGUUCCCAAACCGAACGUCCACUUCACCCUGGCACUAAGCUUGCGUCUCGACGUAUUCAACGACGUCGAAUUCUCGGCGUUGCCGUCAACAACCUUAUCGCGAAUUCCGUGCAUAUCGCACCACUCUUUGUGGUUUACCAACACAUGCUGGCCCCAGCUGUACAGGAAGGACCCUACUGGUGCUUCGAUACACUACAUCGGUGGUGACAAAUGCGCAUUCGCCAGGAGUAAUGGCACAACUGUUGCAGUGAUAUCUUUUGAAACGCCUGCCACAAUACGACACAAGAUGGUGGAAACCUACCGUACGAUAGGCUAUGACAGGACGGACACAUACGUCGUCGGCUGGUUGGUAUACAAUGCAACGUAUGGUCUGGCUCCAGCACCGUGCCAUGGACGGUUCAGUCGUAUCCAAGCGAUCCGCAAAGUAAUAGAUGGCAACAAGUGACCCAUGCGUAGACGCUUAAACGGCUCGCAUACGACAUAUAUAUGUCAGAGCACCUUGAUCCCAUAGUGGUCUAGCAUUACUGUUCUGGACUGAGUCGCGCAUAUGAACUUUACCUAGAAGAAGAUAAAAAGAAGCUUUGCAUCCUAAA